AUGGUUCACAUCUUCACGGACUCCUUCACGCACAUCAUUGACGGCAAGCCCGCUACCUCGCCCACUGCUGCACCAGUCAUCGACCCCGCAACGGGAGAGGUCUUCGCACAAGUUCCUGUCGCGACAUAUACCCAACUCGAGCAGACCGUCGCCGCCGCCGACAGGGCGUUCGCCUCUUGGAGCGCUAAGAGUUGGCAAGAGCGGGGGGAUGUGCUGCAUGCACUCGGUGCCCUCAUCGAGCGCCAUGCCGAACAGUUUACCAACCUAAUCAUGCGGGAGGUCGGGAAAGAUCGUGGCAGCGCUGCCUUUGAGGUGGACCUUGCGGCGCAGGCCAUCUCCGGAUUUGCGAACCACAGGCUCGAGGACGAGAUUGUGACGAAUGAUCACGGGAGAUCAACCAAGGGCCGGUAUCGACCAUAUGGAGUGUGUGCUGCUGUUAUCGCAUUCAAUUUCCCCCUCAUAUUCACCAUCCUCAAGCUAUCCCACGCACUCUUAGCUGGGAAUUGUCUUAUCCUCAAGACGGCGCCGACUACGCCAUGCGUUCCUCUGAAGUUCACGGAGCUCGCUCAGUCGAUAGUACCCCCAGGCGUGCUGUCCGUUCUCUAUGGUGGAGACGACUUGCGUCAAGCCCUCACCCUCGAGCUCGGCGGAAACGACCCGGCGAUCGUGCUUCCCGACAUUGACGUGAAGAAAGUCGCCCAACGGCUGUUCAUCGGCGCGAUAAAUAACGCUGGGCAGCAAUGCUUUGCCAUGAAGCGACUCUUCAUCCACGAGGACAUCUACGACGCUGUCCGAGACGAGAUAGUGACUCUAGCACGACAUGCAAAAGUCGGCAAUCCCUUCGAUCCCGAGACGAUCAUGGGCCCUGUUCAGAACCAGCGGGUGUACGAGAAACUGAAGAGUCUCAUCGCCGACUGCAAGGCGCACGGAUACAAGAUCGCAUAUGAGGGCGAAGCCGGGCCUGCCGGAAGCAAAGGCUACUUCAUCCCCAUCACGGUCAUCGACGACCCUCCGGACGACGCCAGAAUCGUCCGCGAAGAACAAUUCGGCCCCAUCAUUCCGCUGCUGAGAUGGAAAGACGACGAAGAGGUGAUCACAGUGUCUCACGACCACGGCGUGGACUUUACCGCAGAUGACACCGAGUACGGCUUGGACGCGUCGAUCUGGGGCUCCGACAUGGAACGCAUCCAGAAGAUCGCGGAUAAGGUAUACGUCGGGACGGUGUGGAUCAACGAAUGGGCCGCGAUGACGGGCGACCUUCCUAUGAGGGGUGUGAAGCACUCCGGGAUAGGCGUAGAGAGCUCUAAGCACGGGCUUGCCGAAUGGGUCUACACCCAGGCAUUCGUUUGCAGAGAAUCGCUGGAUGGCCCCUAG
Molecule: messenger RNA, 1374 nt
Organism: Dichomitus squalens LYAD-421 SS1
Lineage: Eukaryota; Fungi; Basidiomycota; Agaricomycetes; Polyporales; Polyporaceae
Product: NAD-dependent succinate aldehyde dehydrogenase
Exons: 13
Coding region: 1-1374 (457 amino acids)
Molecular function (GO): aldehyde dehydrogenase (NAD+) activity
Source: RefSeq, a predicted model, not a curated record